This is a messenger RNA of Phaeoacremonium minimum UCRPA7, 1314 nucleotides long. RefSeq lists its product as hypothetical. The record is from RefSeq and is a predicted model, not a curated record. NCBI's taxonomy places the organism in Eukaryota, Fungi, Ascomycota, Sordariomycetes, Togniniales, Togniniaceae. Bases 1 to 1314 code for a protein of 437 amino acids. Gene Ontology annotation, molecular function: protein binding. The transcript has a single exon.
AUGGUGGACUUCCCUCCCGAGGUGUGGCAUUGCGUAUGCUCCCAUCUCACCGCGCAUGAGGCCCGCCAGGUGCGUCUGGUCUGUCGCUUGAUCAACAAGAUCGCACUCUGCCACUCCUUUCCCAAGAUAACCUUCUAUCUCCACCAGGAAGACCUUGCCUUUUUGCAGAAGAUUGCCAACUCUCCCAUUUUGGCCAGGAAUGUCAAGCAGCUUACAUACAUCUCAAACCUCAUGAACACCGAUAUGAUUCUAGACGACUUUGUUCAGGCACGCAGGCAGGCCGAGAAGAUGGACAAGGAAUAUGCGAUGAUGCGGAAGACACUGUAUGUCUCGAAGCGUCUCACAAAAUCAGAGCUCGCCGUCUGCUACUACAAAAACUACAUUCCGACAGUGAACCAACAGGAAGAGGCACUGGCCAAGUUCCUAGACUUCGAAUGUCUGGCAAAAGCACUACCCAGCUUCAAGAGUCUGGAGGAGGUCACAAUGUCAGGUGGUAUAACUUAUUGUGCAGGCCGCGAUACAAAAACUCCCUUUGCCAACUGUCUUGUUGAACUCUCAAAGCAUCUCAAACCUGAUGGUUGUAGACACUUAGAGGCUCUGAUCCACGGCUUACAGGGUCUCGACCAUAAGCUGCAGCGUCUGAAUGCAGGCGUUAUCAGUUGGGAGUUUUUCGACAGAAACCCAAUCGAGUUCAAACAACUCCUGAAUGUUUGCUGCAACCUUUCAAGCCUCAAACUUGAGAUCGACACAGGCUUAAUCGACACAGGCCACGAUGACGACAGGAUCCUGGGGUCCGAGGUUCCCGACUGCCGCGUCGUCAUGAAGAAGGGAUUGCUGCGUUACUUCUUAGCCGCCUUGCCUCGUCUUCAAGUGCUCUCUAUCUUGUUCACCUUCCGCAAUGAGAAGUUCGAUCUCUAUCCUGCUGGCCUCGAAGAUGUUCUGGACCCCGGCCACAAAUGGGUGGACUUGAAAGAGCUGAACCUUCAGAACAUCGAGUGCACGAGACAAGAAUUGAUGGCUACCCUCACCUUGCACAAAGACACUCUUCGAACACUGAGUUUGAACAGCAUCUCACUCAAGAAUACCUCGUGGCUCAAGCUUCUACCCGACCUCCGCAACAACUUGGAUCUUGAGGAAGCCAUGGUGGACGAGAUAUUCGGUGGCUCAGAGCUGUACCAUGGAGUUCCCGAAUACUGGUCCCUCUCCGGUCCCCGGUCUGAUCCUGCAGAGGAUGAUCUCCGAUACGAGCUUGUGAGAUAUCUUGUGAAGUCGACAGAUGAGCUCCCACUAUCUCACAGUAACAUGGGACCCUAA